Pyricularia grisea is the source of this 309-nucleotide messenger RNA. RefSeq lists its product as uncharacterized. The transcript has 2 exons. Lineage: Eukaryota; Fungi; Ascomycota; Sordariomycetes; Magnaporthales; Pyriculariaceae. The record is from RefSeq and is a predicted model, not a curated record. The coding region runs from base 1 to 309 and encodes 102 amino acids.
AUGGUUCGCGUUUCCGCUGUUGCUGCUAUCCUUGCGAUGGCCCUCUCCGUCACCGCAAAGGUCGAGCCAAACAACGCAGGCGCCAAGUCCGUCGGCCAAGGGAACGGCCAGCAGUUCAUCACAGGAGGUUGCGUUGACAACGCCGAUUGCCAGUCGGCAUGUUGCGCCGGAAACGGGGAUAACAAGGGAGUCUGCUCCAACGAAGUCGCUGCCCUACAAAAUGGCAAGACGGGUUGUGGUUUCAAAGACCCCAAUGCUCAGCAGACCAUUGCGGCUGCAAAGGAACAGGUCAAGAAGCAAGGUUUCUAA